AUGGCAUCUACUGUAUCUAGUUCUCGCCCAAUAAAGUCUGCUGCGCCACGUUCGAUACCGCCAGAGCUCCUUGAUGUUAUCGCUGCAGAUUUUCACCAGGUCAACUUUGCGGUUGAGGAUCACAUCAAGAAAGAGCUCAAUCUCAAGCUUGACAAAGAUGAUCAGAUUUGUCAAGCAAAUCUUACGCCUGGUGGCUGCCCACUGGGAGCUUCCCAGUGUCCAUUAAGGCACACCACGCCAUCUGCACUGAAUUUCCAGCCUCCGCCCCCUCCUCCCACCAGUUUUCGGGAGCGUGAACGACUAUCGACAGUGUGCAAACAUUGGCUUCGAGGCCUGUGUAAGAAGGGUGAUACAUGUGAAUUCUUGCACGAGUAUAAUUUACGUCGAAUGCCUGAAUGUUGGUGGUUUGCCACGUAUGGUUAUUGCGCAUCCGGUGAUGAAUGCUUGUACAACCACCCGAAGGAACGGAAAGUUGAGUGCCCGGACUACAAACGUGGGUUUUGCGAACUUGGACCAACGUGUCCGCGGAAACAUGUCCGACGGAUUGCGUGCCAACGAUACCUCAAUGGCUUUUGCCCACUAGGACCCAAAUGUGAUCAAACUCACCCCAAGCCCCGUCUACCGAAAGAAGAAGAGUAUCUGCCACCACCACCACCUUCGAAUCGAGAUCUAGGCCCACCACCUGCUUCGUACCUGCGUAUGCAGAAUGAAGGGCAGGGACAGGUGCAAAGUUUCGGCGGGCCUGGCAUCCCAACGGGUGUGGUAGUUAAUGAUCCUCAAAAUAGACCGUUAGGUCCAGACGGAACCCCGAUGCGGAGGAAUUUGGACGAAGUUCUAUGCUUCAAGUGCAGUCAAUAUGGUCAUUACGCCAAUACAUGCUCGAAUCGGAAUGUACCCGGUAACCGGGGUGGUUUGGAUCGCCGCACGUUGCACACCCAAGAAUAG
Molecule: messenger RNA, 945 nt
Organism: Cantharellus anzutake
Lineage: Eukaryota; Fungi; Basidiomycota; Agaricomycetes; Cantharellales; Hydnaceae
Exons: 5
Coding region: 1-945 (314 amino acids)
Molecular function (GO): zinc ion binding; RNA binding
Source: RefSeq, a predicted model, not a curated record